Messenger RNA from Alternaria hordeiaustralica, 1329 nucleotides. RefSeq lists its product as uncharacterized. Lineage: Eukaryota; Fungi; Ascomycota; Dothideomycetes; Pleosporales; Pleosporaceae. Gene Ontology annotation, cellular component: ubiquitin ligase complex; cytoplasm. The transcript is spliced from 3 exons. The record is from RefSeq and is a predicted model, not a curated record. Gene Ontology annotation, molecular function: ubiquitin protein ligase activity; zinc ion binding; ubiquitin conjugating enzyme binding. The coding region runs from base 1 to 1329 and encodes 442 amino acids. Gene Ontology annotation, biological process: protein polyubiquitination; positive regulation of proteasomal ubiquitin-dependent protein catabolic process; ubiquitin-dependent protein catabolic process.
AUGGCCCCUUCAACCCGACUACGAGCUAGGCCGGACCGCCGUGUCAACUAUGCUGAGCCCUCUGGCCCGAUAGGUACCCGCAAUAACCCUGUUCGUAUCGAAGAAACCCCAGAGCCCGAAGCCGGCUCCCGAACCUCGCCUGCUCCUACCACAUCCGGCAGAAAGCGCGGUCGUAAGCUUCCUGUUCGCAAGAAAACUAGAGCUAUCUCACCUGAAGCACCAGAGGCCUCUCUUGAGAAGGACUCCAAAGCUGUCGCUCGUGUCAAGGCUGGUGCUGUUGUUAAACCAAAAGCAGAGCCGAAGACACGCAAGAAGCUUCCGAUACCGAAGGAAAAAGAGCGACCGAAGAAGCAAGAGUGCUCAAUCUGCGCAACAAUCAAGGACACGUCUAGAUCUUUCAAGGUCCCCAAUGAUGCCUGCGAACAUCUUCAGACUAUCUGCAACUUAUGUGUCGCAAAGAUGCUCAAGACGAAGGUCGCCGAUCGUCAACUCAAGGAUGCAGAGUUGAGCUGCCCAGUCCACGAAUGCGACUAUUCGCUAGACUAUGCAGCUCUUCAGGCCAUAGUUAGUAAGGCAGCUUUCGAAGACUACGACAAAGCCGUCACGAAGCACGCUCUAUCUAGUGGCGAAUCAUACAUCCCCUGUCUUUCUGCCAAGUGCGGCCGAUACUUCUCCAUCGAAGACUGCAAAAACACCAAAAGCAGCAAGCAGCGGGUCGCCUGCCCCUACUGCGAACACGAAAUUUGCUUGAAGUGCAAUCGCCCAUGGACGUCGCACGGGAAAGGUGGGUGUGACCAGGCGAAAAAGGCAGAGGACGAUUUGUCUAAGAGGGCUGUCAAGACCAUGGGAGCCAAGCCAUGCCCAAAGUGCGGUAUGAACAUCCAGAAGCACGGUGGAUGCGAUCACAUGACAUGUGAGCAGUGCGGCCACAACUUCUGUUGGGUGUGUCUCGUUGAGUACACCAAGGACAUUCGGCAUCGCGACGACUGCCCGCAUGCGCGAGUUCACGUUGCUGUCGAUCCUGGCAAUUGGCUUCCUGAAGACUUGACUCUUGCGCAGAUCAACCGCCUUAUCGCCGAAGCAGAUGCUCGUCUCGAUGCGCCCGUGGAAGCUCCCGCACACGCUCAUGUGAACGUUCCUCAUGUAGCUCCGGCACCACAAGCCCCAGCACCAGCACCACCGCCACUAGCCGUCGCUUUCGGCGGGAUGCUCAACCCUCUUAAUUGGAGGGGCGGUGGAGGCGGAGGUGGCGCAAAUGCAGGUGCGGGUGCUAAUCGUCACCCACCUGCCCGAGACCAUGAACGCAGACGACGGGACGAUGAGUUUUGA